AUGAAAAACAGCGGUGGUAGGCAGGCCGGGUCCAUCAGCGCCGCGUUCCUUCUCAAGGAAUUCGUGGAUGGCGCGGCCUGGGCCCACCUCGACAUCGCAGGCACCUCAACUUCGGAAAAGGCCUCUGGCUACUUGGUCAAGGGCGCCACUGGCACACCAGCCCGCACACUGGCGCAAUUGGCCGUUAACCUGGCCGAUGGACGUGCAUAG
Molecule: messenger RNA, 210 nt
Organism: Geodia barretti
Lineage: Eukaryota; Metazoa; Porifera; Demospongiae; Tetractinellida; Geodiidae
Source: the annotation of a GenBank genome assembly